Salvelinus fontinalis (brook trout) is the source of this 4006-nucleotide messenger RNA. RefSeq lists its product as uncharacterized. The transcript is spliced from 6 exons. The record is from RefSeq and is a predicted model, not a curated record. The coding region runs from base 348 to 2276 and encodes 642 amino acids. Lineage: Eukaryota; Metazoa; Chordata; Actinopteri; Salmoniformes; Salmonidae.
CGCAUCAACAUCCGUUUUAAACACUAACGGUUGGGGUUCUUGAACAUUCCCCAUAAUUCCUCACCCGAUGUCAACGCCCCGGACCCGAACACCUACAGUCGGAUUCUAACACCAGGAAGUAAACGGUACAGCUGAUAAACCUUUUACGGUAAAUUCAACAGUAGAUCUGACCUACUUCGUACUUUCAACAAUACGGAUUCGCCUCCCUCUGGCUCAAGGGUUGCUGAGAAAAAUGUAUGUCAGCCGAACUCCUGCAUAUAUUUUCCAUACCGGCAAGGACACAAUGGUGCCAGUAUUGUAGACUACAUUGAUCCUUGAACCAGCGAGACGCCAGCUGAGAGUUGGAGAUGCCUCUAUUCCGUGCCAUGAUGGAGCCCAGGGCUGAGAAACGGGUAGUGAGAAAGAAGAAGAUUAGAGGACGAGGAAGAUGGGAGGAGGAUGAUGAUCACCCUCCCCGGCUGACCCAGCUUUGUCUGUGGAACUUGGCGGAGAACAUGAAGGAAGUGUGGGUCAAAGACUACGCUGACAAUUACAUGGAUCAGUACUUCUUCAGAUAUGUCAUGGGCCCCUUCACCGUGCUGCCGGCUGAGCUGGUGGAGGAGCUCCUGUCUGUCCUGUCCUCCAGGCGUGAGUUGUCCCGUGCGGCGCUACACCUCCUGUUGAUCCCUCAGCUCAGAACCCUAUCUCUUGGGGGCUACUCUGCCCUGGUCACCCCCAGCCUCUGCACCCUCAUCGGGAUUCGCUGCCAGAGCCUGCAUUCCAUGGACCUCUCUGGAGCCCAGCAGGUGUCUGCCCAUGUCCAAUGUGACCUGCUGGGUUGUCUGCCUUCCCUGCGCUCCCUUUCUCUGGCUGGCACCCCUUGUGACAGACAGGUUGUGGAGGUGGUUGCCCGCCACUGUCCCGCGCUGCGCCACCUCGACGUGUCCCGCUGCCACUUCCUUCCCCCCGCAGGCCUGCUCUGCCUGAGGGGUUCCUCCUGUGCCUCCCCACCACCCCUCAGCAGCCUGCUGGCUCUGGAUGUGGGUUUUGGGGAGGAGGACGGGGUGGCUGCCGUGGCCUUCCUCCUGCUCUCCCUGCCGUGGCUGGAGAGAGUGGCAAUGGAGGGCCUGGGGGAGGCCUGUGGCCUCAUACACAGCAGGGAGUUCGGAGGGACUGAGGAGCUCAUGACCAGAGAGGGGCUGCCCAGUCUCUGGGAGGUGUGGAGGGAGAGAAGGCAGAGUGGGAGGGCCACAGACACAGGAGAGAUAUCAGGAGCAGAUGUGGAGGAAAUUGAAGAGGAGGAAAAUGACAACCGUUUCUCGUGGGCGAGUGAGGGUGAGAGUGAGGAUGAGGGUACAGGUGAGGAGACAAUGGGAGUUGGAGGUGGAAGAGGUGACGCCCAGAUGAGAACAAGGAAGGAAAUAGAAGAAGACAGUGUUGAGAAAGGAAGAGAAGAGGGAGUGGGGGGGGCAGGGGGUGAGGGCUUUACCUUACGUCUAAGGGAGGCGCAGGGCAUGUCUGGUGGGACUCUGGAGGCUGUAAGUCAGCUUUGCCCCGAGCUGCGCUCUAUAUCACUGGACUGUGAGGAGGGUGGGCCUAGCCAGGGGUCUUGUCUGGCUGCAGGCCUGGCCAGGUGGGCGGGCCAGCUGAGGGGACUCUCUGUGCGCUUCCCGGGGCCCCUGGAUGAGCUGCUGCCUGCCCUGCGUGCUAUGAAGGGCUCCCUGGUUUCUCUCACCCUAGAAGGGGUCAGAACCAACUCUCACACACCCAUGCUGGAGCUCCUCCACGCCUGUCCCAGGCUGAGGAGCCUCGUCGUCCAUGCUGAGCCUCCUUUAGCCCCCCAGGAGGAAGAGGAGGACGAGGACGAGGACAGGGAUCUACCCUGUCUACCCCAACUGUGCUCUCUCUCCCUAAACUUCUCCUAUGACCAGCGCCAGAUGAAGACCGUCAUGUCCUGGAGGUCUCUGGGGGGGGCGUUGUGGCGCGUACUAUCCGGCUCUCCCCUCCUGGAGAGGGUCUCUCUGGUGGCAGUGCCCUGUCCACUGGAGCCUGUGUUCCAGAAGCUUCUGAAGCGCCCCGCCGCCCGACCCCACAGCCCUCCACUACAACAACUAUGCCACCUCAGCCUUGUUCGCAGUGAUGUUUCCAUGGAGACUGCGUCGGGCCUGAUGACCAUUAACAGGCGUCUGAGCAGCCUGGACCUGAGAGGCUGCUGGGCAGUGAGCCUGGACAACAUGAGGCAGUUACAGAGGACAGCCACCAGGAGGCAACGUUGUAUCACUAUCACCUGGACAUGAUGUGCUUUACAUCUGACAACAGGCUGCCAGGCGGGGGCACCCUCAUUCACACAUACUGUAUGUUUGGGGCAAAUCCAACACAUCACUGAGUACCACUCUUGAUAUUUUCAAACAUGGUGGUGGCUGCAUCAUGUUAUGUGUAUGCUUGUCAUCGGCAAAAACUAGGACGUUUUUUAGGAAAAAAAUAAACUGAAUAGAGCCAAGCACAGGCAAAAUCCUAUAGGAUAACCUGGUUCUGGCUGCUUUCCAAGAGACACUGGGAGACUAUUUCACCUUUAAGCAGGACAAUUACCUAAAACAUAUGGCCAAAUAUACACUGGAGUGGCCUAGUUAGAGUUUUGAUUUAAAUCAUCUUGACAAUGGCUGUCUAGCAAUGAUCAACAACUAACUUGACAGAGCUUGAAGAUUUUUUUUCAAGAAGAAUGUGCAAAUAUUGUGCAAAGCUUCUAGAGACCUAACCGCUUUUAAUCGCUGCCAAAGAUGAUUCUAACAUGAAUUGACUCAGGGGUGUGCACACCUAUGUAAAUGAGAGUUCUGAAUUGAAUUUUCAAUACAUUUGCAAACAUUUCCUUUUUCAUUAUAGGGUAUUGUGUGUAGAAGGGUGAGAUGAACCCAGCAGCAUAUGGUGUCAGCAUAUGGUCUCACAAGGGGUCUGAGGAUCUCAUCUCGGUACCUAAUGGCAGUCAGGCUACCUCUGGCGAGCACAUGGAGGGCUGUGCGGCCCCACAAAGAAAUGCCACCCCACACCAUGACUGACCCAUCGCCAAACCGGUCAUGCUGGAGGAUGUUGCAGGCAGCAGAACGUUCUCCACAGCGUCUCCAGACUCUGUCACGUCUGUCACAUGUGCUCAUGUGCUCAGUGUGAACCUGCUUUCAUCUGUGAAGAGCACGGGGCGCCAGUGGCGAAUUUGCCAAUCUUGGUGUUCUCUGGCAAAUGCCAAACGUCCUGCACGGUGUUGGGCUGUAAGCACAACCCCCACCUGUGGACGUCGGGCCCUCAUACCACCCUCAUGGAGUCUGUUUCUGACCGUUUGAGCAGACACAUGCACAUUUGUGGCCUGCUGGAGGUCAUUUUGCAGGGCGCUGGCAGUGCACCUCCUUGCACAAAGUCGGAGGUAGCGGUCCUGCUGCUGGGUUGUUGCCCUCCUACGGCCUCCUCCACGUCUCCUGAUGUACUGGCCUGUCUCCUGGUAGCGCCUGCAUGCUCUGGACACUACGCUGACAGACACAGCAAACCUUUUUGCCACAGUUCGCAUUGAUGUGCCAUCCUGGAUGAACUGCACUACCUGAGCCACUUGUGUGGGUUGUAGACUCCGUCUCAUGCUACCACUAGAGUGAGAGCACCGCCAGCAUUCAAAAGAGACCAAAACAUCAGCCAGGAAGCAUAGGAACUGAGAAGUGGUCUGUGGUCACCACCUGCAGAAUCACUCCUGUUUUGGGGGGUGUCUUGCUAAUUGCUUAUAAUUUCCACCUUUUGUCUAUUCCAUUUGCACAACAGCAUGUGAACUUUAUUGUCAAUCAGUGUUGCUUCCUAAGUGGACAGUUUGAUUUCACAGAAGUGUGAUUGACUUGGAGUUACAUUGUGUUGUUUAAGUGUUCCCUUUAUUUUUUUGAGCAGUGUAUAUUAUCAAUAUAUAUAUUAUAGAAGACAAAAACCAUAUUCUUAUAACAAGAAUAAUUUGUCAUAGCUUUUUAAUGACUUUUGUAUUGUAUAAAAUGACAUAAAAUGA